GAAUGUGAAAUUAAUAAAAUAUGAUUUAUGUUGGGUCGACUAAUUAGGAUAAUGCAUUUAAUAUUGUUAAAGUUUUCCAAAUAAGGAAAGAAAGAUUUAAAAACGACUGAAAUUAAAAGUGGAGCAUGUAUUUAAAAAUAAAGGGAGUGGUAGUACUCCGCUCAGUAUAUAUAUUUUUUUUUAUAACAACACUCUAAACAGACUGAAAGUUUGUUAGCUGGGGAGUGGGGGCUCCAAGUCCAAGCCAAGUUUCCAACAACAACAAAAAAAAAAAAAAAAAAAAAAAAAAAAAACAAAAACAAGGACCCAACAACCGUUUUUAACAGCCCUGAAUGAAGCUGCCUCCCAAAGAGAGAGAAACCAACACUUUUGCUCCCUUCUUUCACCGGUCAAUUGCCAAAGUUCUAAACUUUGGGGUUUCAAUUUUUGUGGGUAUCUUUUUCAAAUUUGUAAAACCCUCAAAAAUUUAAGUUUUUUGGGGUUUUGAAUUCUGAUCGACUGAAAACAAAGAGGGAAAAAAUAAAAUCAAAAUUAACCGAUGGGUUCUAUAGAAACAGUUGAUAAUCUGGGUUACUCGUUGUUGAAAGAUCUAAGCUUUGAAAUUGGUGAAAAUGAGACUUGUUUUAAUCUCUGUUUCUGGGUUUUUCUUCACAGUUCUACUCCUUUUCCUUCCACAAUUCUUUACCAGUCGCACUCUGAAAUUCCUUUUCUUUCUUUGAGUGAAGACAAAAGGUUAAUACUCUCGCCUUCACUUUUGUUGCGAAAAGAAUAUUCCGAGUCAGGGGAAACUGCAUCAUCCACUGAAGUUGCUAUUUCUAACGUGGAGCUUCCUCUAGGACAAUGGGUACAUAUUGGAUGCCAGGUGUAUAGCAGCAUUAUACGCAUUUAUCUUCAAGGAAAGGUAGUGGGUGAAAGGCCUUUAGAUUCAUUAAUGGCCAGGCAGGCUGAUCUUCAGAGUUUCAAGAAGGUGACUCUAUCUGGUGUGCGCAAAGGAUUUAAGGAUCUUGAUGGCUAUGUAUACAAUGCAGUUGUUUUGCCUUCUACAAAUUCUAUUGAGGACCAUCAUGCUAAGGAUCCUCCUUUGUGUCUAUGUAUUGAUAGUUCAUCUGUUUCUGAUGUCGAAUUGGAAGGUGACGGCAUAUGGAAAAUAUUUGGCGGCAAGGGUUCUUGUCGCAAAAUGUUUUCAUCAAAUGUCGUACUAUUAGAUGCCUUUGGUGAGCUUGUGGACAAGGAUUUGGAGGUUGUUGCAUCGCUUAUCUAUGCUGAUAAUCGGGCCCCUAUUGAGAAAUCAAAAGAUGGUGAAGCUCCCCUUUUGACAACUUGCAAUGGACUUGAAUUUCCAUCUGAUGAUAAACCCAGCAAACUAUUGCGGGGACGUGCAUCUUUUCAACUGAACCUAACUCGACUGUCAUCCGAAUGUGAUAAUAAACUGUUCUGUGUUAAGUUUCAUCUCCUGAAAUUGGGAAAAUUUCCUUUUUUCGAGGCAUUUACUCCACCUAUUCGCAGCAUCCUAAAGUCGUGCGACACCAAGGUAUCUACUAUCACAUGGAAAAAGUUAUCAUCAGGCUUUCAUCUAUUUAAUAGAUCCAGCUUACCUCAAAAUGGUAUUGGGCAUUCAGAGCUACAUCAGAAGCCUGUAUGUGAAGCAAUACCCAAUCCUCCAUUAAAGAGAAAGAAAUCAGGACAAGAUACUCCAUUACCACACACUAAGGCUGAGUCUACGGUGCAAAGAUUUGAUGAAGAAGGCAACUCAUUCAACGUGUCUGCAACUAAGAAUGUAGUAGGGACCAGUUUGGAGAGUAUCCAAGAAAACUAUGGAGAAAUAGAUAGCUCUGCAUCAGAUUCAGAUAGCGCUGGCGCAGGAAAUACAGAAUCAAAGAGCUUUACUUGCAACAUAGACCUCACUUCAGAUUUGACAAUUUUCAGAUAUUGCCUUGGAGGAUUAUCUGAAAGGUCAAUCAUGCUUAAGGAGUCCUCGUUAUAUGCUUCUGAGCAAGAAAUAGUAGAAAUGGCUGAAAAGGUCUCAUUCUUUUCUGGAUGUGAUCACCAUAGGCACCAAAUUAUGAUUGCCAAAAAACUGCUGGAGGAAGGAGAAAGAGCUUGGAAUUUGAUUUCACAAAAUAGUCAUCGAGUUCAAUGGGACAAUGUUGUUUUUGAGAUAGAAGAACAGUUCAUGAGGAUUUCUAGCUGCAGCACAAGAUCUCUCACUCAACAGGACUUGAAUUUUCUGAGGAGAAUUUCGGGAGGCAGUGAGUAUCUCACCAAAGAUGACUUUGAUAAAUUGUGGCGUUGGUUGUAUCCAGUGGCAUUUACAAUAUCAAGACAUGGGAUCAAUGCACUGUGGGCUUCUAUCUCACCAAAGUGGAUUGAAGGAUUUGUUACAAAGGAAGAAGUGGAGUAUGCCCUUCAGAGUCCGCAGGGACUUCAAGAGCCUGGAACAUUCAUCUUGAGAUUUCCAACAACCAGAAGUUGGCCUCAUCCAGAUGCAGGUAGUUUAGUUGCAUCCUAUGUUGGCAGAGAUUUCUCUUUGCACCAUAGGCAGCUAUCUUUGGACUACAGGUAUUUCUGUUCUGAUAUUUUUGACACAAAUCAAAAGCCACUUCAGGAGUUGCUUUUGUCUGAACCGGAGCUAUCUCGAGUAGGAAGGAUAACGAGGAGUGAUUUGAGCGUUUAAAUUGUCACUAUACUUGUGUAAAUAUUUCCCAGCUUUACAGACACAUUUCAUUUGGAAUAUGAGUUCUUAGUACAGGAAUAUAGGACGAAUUCCAUUACCCAUCCAGAUUUAUUGUCCUUAACUAUUAAAGCAAUACGAGCAGAUGUUACAGUGCACUUCUUUCAAGAGGGUUUCUCCAAUUUCUUUGUUUCUAGGUUAAAUUUAAUUGCAGUUUCUUGACAUUGGUACAAAGCAAAGGGCAGAUGAUAAAAGAAAUGCACAUCUGCGAAGCUAGAGCUCCAGACGAACCUGUGAUUUCAGUACAUAGUGUUUUUUUUUCAGCUCAAAGUAAUCUAGUUUUGCCUUGGUGAAUAUGUUAGUAGAAUAUUUUUCAGAAAUUAUCCGGCAUUCAGAAUGUUGUAUUAAAA
Messenger RNA from Chenopodium quinoa (quinoa), 3081 nucleotides. RefSeq lists its product as uncharacterized. Gene Ontology annotation, biological process: signal transduction; regulation of transcription by RNA polymerase II. Lineage: Eukaryota; Viridiplantae; Streptophyta; Magnoliopsida; Caryophyllales; Amaranthaceae. The transcript is spliced from 13 exons. The coding region runs from base 539 to 2674 and encodes 711 amino acids. The record is from RefSeq and is a predicted model, not a curated record. Gene Ontology annotation, molecular function: DNA-binding transcription factor activity, RNA polymerase II-specific; RNA polymerase II cis-regulatory region sequence-specific DNA binding.